Hemiscyllium ocellatum (epaulette shark) is the source of this 1262-nucleotide messenger RNA. It is a transcript of the gene mdka, whose product is annotated as midkine a. The coding region runs from base 98 to 538 and encodes 146 amino acids. The record is from RefSeq and is a predicted model, not a curated record. Lineage: Eukaryota; Metazoa; Chordata; Chondrichthyes; Orectolobiformes; Hemiscylliidae. The transcript has 5 exons. Gene Ontology annotation, molecular function: growth factor activity.
AUGUUUUUUUCCAGCUUCAAUUAGUUUCAAAAGACUUGGAGUGAGUGAAGAGACAGACCCUGGGCUGAAAUACCGCACCACAAGCGAACCCUACAAAAUGCAGCUGCGUGUCCUUUUCUCGCUGGUACUUGUGCUGUUUGUCGUCCUGAUGACAGGGUGUUCUGAAGCUGGCAGAAAUAAAAAAGAGAAAGGGAAGAAGUCAGGCUCAACCUGCAAAGAAUGGCAGUGGGGAACAUGUGAGCCAGCCUCUGGUGACUGUGGCACUGGACUCCGUGAGGGAACCUGCAAGGAAAAGGAGGAAACCAAGACUGUGAAGUGCAGGGUGCCAUGUAACUGGAAGAAGCAAUUUGGAGGUGACUGCAAGUACAAGUUUGGAAACUGGGGCGAAUGCGACACCGAGACUGGUCUAAAAACCCGCAAUGGAACCCUAAAGAAGGCACUGUUCAAUGCGGAGUGUGAGCAGUCAGUGAAGGUCACAAAGUCCUGUGAUAAAUCCAAGUCAAAAUCAAAAGGUAAGAAGGGAAAGAAGGGCAUGUGAGGAAGUUUCUAGAAACUGGACAGUAUAACCCACCUUCUUGUUGAUCUGAGCUGCAGCACAAUCUAUACAGCCACCCCUCACCAAAAUACCUUUUACCAAGCUUUUGUUGUAAUCUUCUAAUCUGUAGAAUUUAAUGUAAAAGAACUGCCUUUUUAAUCAUUGCUUUCUUUAAAAAAAAAACCCUCUUAUUGCUUAUAAAUCUGAGACUUUGGCAUGUGUACAGUACAUUUCUGCAAUGAUAAUAAUUUUCAUGUAGAAUGCCUUACAAAUCUCUCGGCUCGUAGUGGUGGUUCUUAUUGUGGAUCCAGUUGUCCCUUUUUAACCCCAUUCAAAAUGCCUACAUCACCACGUGUCUCUGCAGAAUUCUUGAUCAUUAAUUUUUCCCAGCCUCCUUGGCCAUCACACCUGAAGGCUUUUUUGCAAGAAUUGAUCUGGGCUACACAAAGCAUUUUUGAACAACUGAUGACAAGAUCAGAAGAGAAACAAUCAUUUUGCUUUACUGGCAUUGUUUUGAUGGAGGGAUUGCAUUGUAACUCUGAAAUUAUGCAACAAAUGUAGUCCAAUUAAAGUCUGAAUACUCUUUGUUUCAAAGCCAUUGUAUGGAGAUUUGGAAGGCACAAUGUAGUUCAUGAAUAAUAAUGCAUUUCCUGUCCUAAAUGUUUACCAUUCACUGGAGAGAUCUUGGACUAGAGUUUUUUUCAAAUAAAAUCUUUUUAUAAACUUA